Molecule: messenger RNA, 2119 nt
Organism: Octopus sinensis (East Asian common octopus)
Lineage: Eukaryota; Metazoa; Mollusca; Cephalopoda; Octopoda; Octopodidae
Product: histamine H2 receptor-like
Exons: 3
Coding region: 232-1380 (382 amino acids)
Biological process (GO): G protein-coupled receptor signaling pathway
Cellular component (GO): membrane
Molecular function (GO): G protein-coupled receptor activity
Source: RefSeq, a predicted model, not a curated record
UUGGUGGUGAUCGUUGUCGCGCUUCUGUUUCAAACUGCUGCUGCUGCUUUGUUAUUAUUAUUAUUAUUAUUAUUAUUAUUAUUUCGUUGUUGUUGCUGCUGUGGUGUUAAAGGUGGUGCGGAGGUGGUAGUGGAGACAGUGGUGGCUUUUUUUUCUGGGCUCUUGGAAGCCACUGUUUGCUUCAUUGUUCGUUUUGGUUCGCUCUCGCUGUUAUUUACCAAGCAAGAAAAGAUGAGACCAGACUACUUCGAGAUUGACUGGGAUGUACCAAUCGAUUUCAACUGGACUCUCGAUUACCAAGUAGAGGAAACCAAAGUUACAGUCAAUUUAGCCGAAGCUGUUGGGUCAUUCAUCUUGGCCGGAUGCGUAGUUCUUUUCAAUGGUUUGCUGUUACUAGCAAUUCUCUUGCAAUGCACCAAAACUAAAUUGACAACAAUACAAAUUCUAAUUGCCAACAAUGCCACGAUUGAUCUCCUGCAAGGUGUUCUAAUUAAUCCAUUUCACGGAUACCAAGCAUUCUCUGAAUGGAAGCUCUCACGAAUAUGGUGCGAGAUCUGGUCUACACUGGAACCAACAGUCUUCGUUGUUUCUGCACUGUGCCUCUUAUGUGUCAAUAUCGAUCGUCUAAUGUAUGUAUCAAACCCAGAGAAAUAUACUAAACAUUUGAAUGUCAACAUGGCAGUGGUUUUAACUGCAGCUCCUUGGAUUCUGGGAUUUUCUGUCAUCCCACCCCUUUACAUACUGGGAGAGGAUACUAGCUUUCUGAAACCACCAAAAGCACCGCUUUGUAUUCUUAUCCCCAAACAAGAAGUCAUCCGAACGAUUUUCACUUUGUGUUCAAUAAUUGGCACCGCAAUCCUAGUCAUAUUCUUAGUCAUUUUCUGUCUAGUUUCUCGCUCACAAGGAAUUCGAUCGUAUGGAUUAGUGAAGGACAUUGAUGGUAAUUCCAUACGAAACAAAAUAAUGGCUCUGUGUUCAGUGAAUGUCUUUUUUUUUAUAUUACGUUUUCCCUGGAUCUAUAGCCCACAUAUAAUCCAAGUAGUUUGUGAAAACAUAGAGUGUGACAAGCAUAAAUUAGAUGUUGCACAUGCUCUCCUUAUGUGGAUAUCACACUGUGGUUUUGCCAUUAACCCUUUGGCCUGGACUGUUGAUAGAGAUAUACGUAAUGCCUAUAGCAAUCUCUUUUUAUGCAAAGCAUGUUUUCAAACGCCAUCUGAAACGAGGCGUAAUGUGCGUCAAGCCAGAAAUUGCAAAAAUGAGCAUUCGAAUGCCGUUGGUUAUCGAUACAGUAAGUCGUUGCCGCUAGAUAUAGAAGCUAGUCCGACUAUUAACGGAGGGGUCGGACAUCUUAGAGCAGAGACAUAUGAAAUGACCAACUGAUUUAAACAACGGGACUUUCAUUAGGGAGAGAAUGGACGACGAGAUCUACAAAAGGGAAAGUGUGUGUGCAUGUGUGUGUGUGUGAGUGUGUGAAUACGUACGUACGUGUUCACGCGCUUGUGCGUGUAUUUAGUAUGGAAAAUAAUUGUAGAGAGAACGACAGAGUAUGAAAGGAAAGGAGAGAAUGAUAAGGAAUGAGAUGAUGUGAGCGUUCUGUGAAUGGGAAAUAUAUUUAGAACAGCAGAGAAAUUAGCAAGAGAGAUGAACGAGAAAGAUGUGUGAGAGAAAGAGGGGAGAGAAAUAAUAAAGGGAGGAAAUGAAUGAGAAGAUAAAAUAGAUAAUGGUGGAGGGGGUGGGUGAAGAGGCAGAGAUAUUCGCGAAGAGAUGAAUUAUGAAAUUAUUUCGUAUGUGAAUAGUUGCAGUUGCAUGAUGUCAUCUUAAUAUCGAUUUGAUGCAUGGUGCCUUGUAAUCUUUGAUCCCAACAGAGCGAUGAUGGUUCUCGCCAAAAUCUUAAUCCUCGACCUGUUUAGGAAACAAAAAAAGAAUAGUGGGAAGAGAAGAAGAAUGUUCCAUGUGUCGCUGACAAGAACUGCCAUUACUUUACACAAAAUAUUCCUUGGUUUAUCAUUAACAAUGUCCGAAAUUAUAGCGGUGUAACUGGCAGUCGCUAGUAGCCAUUUUCAGUAUAAUAUAAAUAUUUCAUCCAUACACAUACACAAACACAAACACAAGUAAACAC